Solenopsis invicta (red fire ant) is the source of this 3263-nucleotide messenger RNA. It is a transcript of the gene Rab6, whose product is annotated as ras-related protein Rab6. Gene Ontology annotation, molecular function: GTP binding; GTPase activity. The coding region runs from base 610 to 1239 and encodes 209 amino acids. The record is from RefSeq and is a predicted model, not a curated record. Lineage: Eukaryota; Metazoa; Arthropoda; Insecta; Hymenoptera; Formicidae. The transcript has 6 exons.
GUAGAUUAAAACACCAAGUAUAGUAAAAAAUAUAAUUUAUAUUUGCAUUUUUAUAAAAGUUCAUGUUGAAGUAAAAGUGUAGAAACUGAUGACAAUUCGUCGAAAAGAUACAUUAAUUGAUUCUAAACUGUUAAUCAUUCCGUAUAGCAGACUGAUGUUUGUGGCCAUAUCACUUUCUAGAAGCAAUUUCUGAUUGGUUAUCCAUUGCGCAUCCACGGGAGUGUAACAGCUUGACUUUUUAGAAUCGUGGGAGCAUCAGUGAGCCUGAGAACACUCUCUCACUCUCUCUCUCUCUCUCUCCUGUCGGAAACCGGUGGUGCCGCCUACAGCGUUCUCUGUGGCUCCGCUUUUCAGUCACGUCACUUCCCAGUUAAACGUGGCCGACUCAUAGCAAGGAGUGGCAUCCAAGCGAGCGUCGCGCGAGCUGUCAAGCUGUCGGCCCUGAGCAGCCCGGGAGAGAGCUAGCGGAGACUUUAAUCAGCCGGUGCAGCUGAUCGUUUAAAUGACUCGUCGUGGCGGCCAUUGAGCGCGCAAUCGAGUAUCCGUUGGCAUCGAGACCGCCGGUUUUAGGCCUGCCAGGAGUCCGUUCAGGCGCGACAAAAGUAAAACAUGUCGUCCUCGGGCGAUUUCGGUAACCCGUUGCGGAAGUUCAAGCUCGUCUUUCUCGGCGAACAGAGCGUCGGGAAGACGUCCCUUAUCACACGGUUUAUGUAUGACAGCUUUGAUAACACAUACCAGGCUACGAUAGGUAUAGAUUUCUUAAGCAAAACUAUGUAUCUUGAGGAUAGAACUGUGAGACUACAACUGUGGGACACAGCGGGGCAAGAACGGUUCCGUUCUUUGAUACCUAGUUACAUCAGAGAUUCUACUGUCGCGGUCGUUGUUUACGAUAUUACCAACGCCAACUCGUUUCACCAAACAUCCAAAUGGAUAGAUGAUGUACGGACUGAGAGAGGAAGUGAUGUGAUAAUUAUGCUAGUGGGCAAUAAAACUGAUUUGAGUGAUAAGAGGCAAGUUUCGACGGAAGAGGGCGAACGGAAAGCGAAAGAACUAAAUGUGAUGUUUAUCGAAACUAGUGCUAAGGCCGGCUACAAUGUUAAACAGCUAUUUAGAAGAGUAGCGGCAGCUCUGCCGGGUAUGGAUUCCACCGAAAAUAAGCCUCCCGAAGACAUGCAAGAGGUAGUGCUCAAGGACACGCCAAUCGAUCUGAAUCCCUCGGAGAGCAGUUGUGCAUGCUAAGUCGUCGUCGGCCUGUACGGUAGCAGGGUAUCGAAUCGAAUUGAAUCGAAUCGAAAGACGUCUUAAUAUCUUCGAAUAGAGUCCGAGCCGUUCCCGAUCGUUUUGGAGCGAUUUGUGGAUUUUUUUCGACAAAUAUAAACUAAUUUUCUAAAGAAAUUUCUAAGAUAGCUUUUUUACGAUUUUUUAGCAAACAUUUUAACCAAAUAGUAUUAAUAUUAUCACAUAAUUAUAAUUAAUUAUAAUUAAUAAUAUUAAUAUGUUUAUUAUUUACCUGGAAAUACACACAAUACACAUACACAUACCCGUUAUAAUUUCUUCGACAAAAUCGAAAAAUGUUCUCUUGGAAAUUUUCUUGGAAAAUAUACGUGUAAGAUUAUUAUACAAUAUAUUAAUAAUAUUAAUAUAGUUAAUUUAUUUUAAUUUGUUUUGCUUCAAGAUCGUUCGAAGUGAAUAAUAUAUAGUUCUGUUUCUGUUCGAUGCCCUGACUAGUAGACAAAACGCUAAGUUAAUUUAUAAGUUAAAUGACUUAGGAUGUUAGGAUACUGAUUGCAUUCGGCCUGUGUGGUUUCCGUGAAGUCGGAAAAUUCGUGAAAAGCCGUGCACUGAACAGCAACGAUUUUUAUUAAGACGAAAAAAAAAUACAAUUUCACACAGUAGCUUAAGACUGCUUUUACACAAUGACGUGUUUUCAUAUAUUAGCUGAUCGUAGAAAGAGCUAUUAAUUCUUUCAGCCUUGAUGCAGUACAGUUACGUUUUCGAUAAAAAUUAUGAAUUAUUUUUUAAAAAAUUGUAAGAAUCCGGAUUAAUUAAUAGAUAAACGCAUUCUCGCAAAAUGCAGCAAAUUAAAAAAUAAAUAUAAAAAGUACGGUAAAUGUAUUUAGUUUCUAUCAUUAUACAAUCAAAAUUGCUAGAAUUUUAAAAAUUAUUAUUAUUUAACCAGUGAAAAUAAUUAUUUAAAUUAAAGCAAUAAUUUUAAGAUUUAUUGCAAUUUUUUAUUUAAGUUUUUAUUAAUUAAUGAGUGUUUUAUUUUUUAAUUUUAUUUGUUUUCUUAGUUUUCUAUUGGAUCCUUUUUUUCUAUUGAAAAUGUAUCGGAGCUGAAAGAGUUCAUAUAGUCUUUGUCAACGUAUCAAAGUUCACCUAAGUUUAUUUCGCUUGUUAAUAUCGGUUGUUUAAUAUCGUAUUUAUCAUAUUAUUUUUUUACGCGUGCAAUUAAACAUACAUCGAGUUGCUCAAAUUGCCAUUAAACGGCUGAUUGAAGGAUCGUAUUUUCCGUGUUCUUAUUUAUUUCGUAGUUUUCAAGAAUAAGAUAUUAAUUGUUUUACACGCUCGCAAUAAAUAGAGAAACUAAGACAGCUGCAUUUGUAUUUACAUAUUUAACAAUAAUUCUAUCGAUUUGGAGGUUAUUGAAAAAAACGCAUUACGUAAAUGCAGUUCUCGAGAUAAUUAAAUUAAAAAUUUCAAAUAAGUCAUUGUGACUAAUAGAUAUGUAGAUCCUCAUUCUAUCCGAUGCUAAAAAUAAGUAGUUGUGAAACUCAAGUUUCAACUCAUUGAAAGCUUAAUAAUCUGAUCUAACUCUAAAUACAUAAAUAUUAAUUGAUGCUGAAAAGUUAGUAAAAGACGAGCUAAAAGAAAGGAAACGAGGGGAAGGAUAUUCAAAAGAAAUUUUUUUACGAAAUAGAUGGAUUAGCAGCUAACUAUAUCUCUUUUUUACAAAUACUUUAAGAAUAGAAUAAAUGGACAACUCUAUACAAACUCGAAUUUAUCUUAUAAAGUAUUUUCUUUCUUUGAGAUAUUAUUUGUAUAUGAUUUAAUUUUCCAAUUUGUUUAUAAAAGGACAGGAAAAGCAGUUUAUUUAAAUAUUGCAUAUAUAAUUUGAGUUUUGGAUAAAAAAAAGAUUUAUAAUUUUUAAUAAGAUACUUAUUUUAAUGUCUCCUUUGUUGACUAUUUGUCUGUUAUUGUAAUAUCCUAAUUUAUGUAAAAAGAAAUUAAAUUAUCGACAAUACAAAGAAAUAUUGCAAAAGUAA